Carlito syrichta (Philippine tarsier) is the source of this 874-nucleotide messenger RNA. It is a transcript of the gene MRPS17, whose product is annotated as mitochondrial ribosomal protein S17. Gene Ontology annotation, biological process: mitochondrial translation. Bases 325 to 717 code for a protein of 130 amino acids. NCBI's taxonomy places the organism in Eukaryota, Metazoa, Chordata, Mammalia, Primates, Tarsiidae. The record is from RefSeq and is a predicted model, not a curated record. Gene Ontology annotation, molecular function: structural constituent of ribosome. The transcript has 3 exons. Gene Ontology annotation, cellular component: ribosome; mitochondrial small ribosomal subunit.
UUGACUUCUUAAUUGACCCCGAAAGCAGCCCCCAAGGCGAGGUCUCGGCCCCUGAGAAGAACGCCGCCGCGACUCCACCAAGGGCUUACGUGCAGCGAGUGGCCUGGCAGUGAGCCCUGGGGACAGGCAACCCGGCGGGAUGGAAAUAAGCGACACCAGUAAAGGCCAGCGUUUAUUCAGCGCUUUCUGUGUUAAGUCCUCAAAGCACUCCUGUGGUUGCUCCCAUUUUGCAGAGGGGGAAAGUUACCGCUGUGUAAACGCUGUAGAAGUUGAGUAGUGAGGAGAGCGCGAGCAUCUCUCAAAUGGUGACCUCAAGGGCACAUAAUGUCGGUAGCUCGUUCAUCCGUCCACGCCAAAUGGAUCGUGGGGAAGGUGAUUGGGACAGCAAUGCAAAAAACUGCUAAAGUGAGAGUGACCAGGCUUGUUCUGGAUCCCUACUUGUUAAAGUAUUUUAAUAAGCGAAAAACCUACUUUGCUCACGAUGCCCUUCAGCAGUGCACAGUUGGAGAUAUUGUGCUUCUCAAAGCUUUACCUGUUCCACGAACAAAGCAUGUGAAACAUGAACUGGCUGAGAUUGUUUUCAAAGUUGGAAAAGUCAUAGAUCCAGUGACAGGAAAACCUUGUGCAGGAACCACCUACCUGGAGAGUCCAGUCAGUUUGGAAACCACCCACCUAACCAAAAAUAUGGAAGCACUCAAUAUCUCUUCAACACAGUGAAGGAGGACUGGAAGAAGGAGUCAAAAGGAAUGAUUUACACAUUUGCUUUAUGGAAAAAGGAAUUUUUCUAAGUUUUAACACAAGCUGUGUCCAAGUUUUCUUGUGGUAUUUAUGAAAUAGCUUAAAGUAAAAGCCUUGUAUAAUUUUUCAUAAAGGU